Messenger RNA from Micropterus dolomieu (smallmouth bass), 3368 nucleotides. It is a transcript of the gene plxdc2a, whose product is annotated as plexin domain containing 2a. The record is from RefSeq and is a predicted model, not a curated record. The transcript has 14 exons. Lineage: Eukaryota; Metazoa; Chordata; Actinopteri; Centrarchiformes; Centrarchidae. The coding region runs from base 199 to 1965 and encodes 588 amino acids.
GCAGACGGUCUGCGAACAUGAGCUAAACCUUUAACAUGGGCAUCAACAUGUGAGAAGCUCGACGUUAGGCUAGAUAGGUCGUCGUUUCUGGUUAAUUUUAACUUGACAAGGACCAGCAGUGAGACGUCGGAGGUUCAUAGUCACACGCGCAAACUCGCUUUGCCCAAAUUCCCUGGUUUCAUUCUUUGCCCUUUAAAGAUGCGCUACGAACUGAGAGGAAGGAUGGCGAUGACUCUGAGGAAGACGGUUAAUCUCAUCACAGGACUGCUCAUUGUUUUCCAGUUUCAACUAAGUUUCAUGAAGCUGAAAUCCGCUCAUGGAAUCUACAGAACUGACACACAGGAGCUGUCUCCUCCAGAGAGAAGGUCGUAUCUAGUCGCAGGGAACCACAAACCCAGGGUGAGGAGGUGGGCAUCCAGGUCUAGGUCUGGGGACCCUAGCAAGGCUGAAGAUAAGAGGGGCCACUACAGAGAGCAGCACCAACCAGAAGAGUCACGUUCAGACCUGCUGAUGGAGGAGGGACAUGACAAUUCCUUACAGAUUGUGGAUAUUGAUCACGCCUACUAUAAAUCUAAAAUCUACGGUCCUGGAGACAGUCAAGAGCUGUGGGUGAACGUCGAUGAGAUGGAAGAGGACAAGUGGAAGGUCUCUGGCUUCCUGUCCAGCACCCACAGACAAGCUGAGAGAGUGAAUCUUUCCUUCAACUUCCCUUUCUACGGUCAUAUACUAAAAGAAAUCACCGUGGCAACUGGAGGUUUCAUUUACACUGGAGAUUUACUCCACCGAAUGCUCACAGCUACUCAGUACAUCGCCCCUCUAAUGGCGAAUUUUGACCCAAGCCUGUCCAAAAACUCAACUGUGAUCUACUUUGAUAAUGGCACUGCACUGGUGGUUCAAUGGAACCGGAUUCACCUCCAGGACAACAUCAGUCUGGGAACGUUCACCUUUCAGGCCGUUCUGCACAACGACGGACGAAUCGUCUUUGCAUACAAACGGAUUCCCAUAAACAUCAACAACAUCAGCACUGAGAACCAUCCUGUCAAAGUUGGCCUGUCGGAUGCUUUUGUGGUGCUUCAUGAGAUAGAACAGAUCCCCGAUGUUCGUCGGAGAACCAUUUAUGAGUACCACAAAGUCGACAUCCUCAAAUCCAAAAUCUCCAAUUCUACAGCUGUGGAGAUGAUACCUCUCCCUACAUGUCUCCAGUUCUCCAGCUGCGGUCCAUGUGUCACUUCUCAGAUUGGCUUUAACUGCAGCUGGUGCAGUCGGCUACAAAGAUGCUCCAGUGGCUUUGAUCGUAACCGGCAAGACUGGGUUGACCAUGGCUGUCCGGAGGAGAGAAGAGAUCCCCGGUGUCUUCGAAUGACAGACGUCACAAACACAACAUCUCGCCUCCUCCCACAUAUGACCACUCCUGUUACAACGAUCACGAUGCAGCAGAGGAGCUCCAGCAUGACCUCCACCCCCCUCAGCGAGACGUCCGCUGUCGCCAACCUCUCAACGCGCAGCAGCACAAGCAGAAUUAUUUCCACUCCACCGCCUCCUACCAGCAAACCUGCAGAAGAUGACACAAGGUCUUUGCACAUCAAUGAAGCGAGAGACGACGAGACCACAGGAGAGAGUGAUGAGCGACUGCAGAUUGGUUUACUGGCAGGCAUCGUCAUGGUGGUGGUCAUCAUGGCAGCAGCCGUCCUUAUGUCUGUCUACAUGUACAACCACCCCACCUCCAACGCAAGCCUCUUCUUCAUGGAGCGACGACCGACCCGCUGGCCAAUCAUGAAGUUCAGCCGGGGUUCCGGUCGCCCUUCUUACGCUGAGGUGGAGGCUCCUGGUCAGGACAAAGACAGCAUGGUGGUCAUCGACCCCAAACAGUCUUUUGCCAUGUCGGACAGAAGAGAGAGUGACCAGAAAGAAGGAUUCAUAGUUUCCGAUCAGAGGGAGCGCUUCCUGGUCUCAGAGAGCUCCUGACCUAAACUAUGUAUCCCAGAUAGCUUUGGGACAGAGCUGGUUCUCUGAGAGGAAGUGUUGCUUCCUUGAAUGCUUUCUUUUAGCUGUUGCUCAAAGUUCAUUUUAAGGACAGAGUUUGAGCAUUCAGAGGAAAAUACCAAACCUCUAUGAGGACACUGUAACAGUCUGGCUUUAUGUUGGUGUUCGCUUGGUGAGCCACAGGACUGUUUUUACGGCAUAACGAAAACUUGUUUUUAAACUUUGCUCAGGUCACUCGUUCGUGUUUACUGUAGCGUCACAGAGCAAGAGGUGACGCUGCUGGAUGUUUGUUUUGAGACAGUUUUUCAAGAGCUGUUAUGUCGUUCCCACUCCUUCACAAGGAGGAAUGUCAUAUUUGGGUGUUAUUUCCUGAUCUCAAAAAUACGGACUAAAUUCCUCACCAUUACACCCACCUUCAUCCUGAGGGGCAAACAGGGUGCACAGUGUUUUCACUGCUAUUUUCUCAGUAUAAGUGUUUUUUUUUUUUUUACAUUGAAGCAAUGUCUGCAAUUUUUUGAAUUUUGACUUUAUUGUCAAUUUUAUAAUAAAGACAGAAAACAUGUACACUACAACAUUGUAAACAUCUACAAACAUGGAAAAAUACGAUACAGUCUCUCAACAUUUUUCUAACAUGCUAUAAUUGUUCCCAUUGUGUAAUCUGUGCAUUUAUGAUAUAAUGGUAAAAACAGUGCAGAUUUUACUCUGUACUUCUGAUCAUUUUAGUGUCUUUUCAGUCAUGAUAUGUCUUUAAUCAUCAGUAAGUUAAAUGAACGACUUCUGAUGUUAAAAUUUAGUUUAUAAAUAGUAUUACAAUUAAAAGAUUAGAUUUAUUUGUACACAUUAAUGUAAUUUCACCAGUUACCACUUUUUGGAAAUCUAAAAAAGUCUUAAAACAUGUUUAGUGAGCUGAGGGUUUACCUGCUCCUGGUCUUUACCAGAUUGAUCAACGCUGAUACAUUUUCAAAACUGUUUGGUCAUUAAUCUGAAAGUAAAGUAGUUCUAUCUACGCUACAUUUUGAUAAGAUGACACAAGAAUCAACAGUUUCCUGUACUGUCAAUGAAGUACAGCACAACUACACCAAAUGAACAUACAGUUUUAAUAGUGUUGAGUGUUAUUUGAGGCAUGUUAAGUUUAAAAUUAACUUAAGGCAAAUGGUAUCUGAAUGGAUCAUUUAAGACUGGCCUGUAGGCUGCAGGGGUCAAGGCACUGCUGUGUUGGAGGUACUGCAAAGGUCCUGGGUCGAUGAUUUAAGUUUCCUUGUCUUCUGAGAAAGAAUAAAUCAAAAUGGAGAAAAUAAAAUUAUGCAACUGUAAAUCUAAACAAUUUGCACAUUCUUGACAAAUACCCCAUAAUAUUUGGUUUGGCUCUCUAAAGAGUACCAAGU